AGCUUGAGAACGUCAAACUUUCUGUUAUUUAAUGUUUCUUCAAGGGAUUGAUUGCUGGGGUUGAAUCGAACAAGGUAUUCUGUAUUCAUGGCCACCCAACCAGACCAGUCUGUUAAUAACAUAUCCUUGGAGGUUAGGAAAAAGAAGCUUAGUGGACAGCAAAAGAAAGAGGCACUUGAAAGAGAGGUCUCCAUGCUUCAGAGAAUGCUAAAUCAAGAAGAAAAUAUGCAUGAGAUUCUGACACGAGUGCAUCAUCAACAGGCUGGCUCUUCCAUCUCUAUUCCCAACUUUCUCCCUCCAAAGACGAAGGAGCUGUUGGCAGAGCUGGCUAUUGUUGAGGGUGAGAUAGCUCGUUUAGAAGCCCAAAUAAGCCAACUUCAACUCUGUCUGAAGCAGGAAAAGGAAGUCACCAAGGAAGCAAGAUCGAAACAAUGGCAGCCUGGGAGUCUGAUGAGUUACCUUCAUGGUAACCCAAGCCCCAUUAAUCAAGGUGUUCAGGAAAAGGUGGUUUUUGAUACAAAGGCACUGCAUUUCAUUAGCAAAGCUAUCAAAGGCGAUUAUACUCUUAGUGACUUCAGUUUGAACGAGAGAAUGGACUCCAGAUUGCUUUCCGAUCAGAAAGAAAACCAGUUCCAGGGAGAGGUUAAAUUUCAAGACAGGGUUCCGAGGAAAAGUAGUUUGUUGAAGGCAGCUUCGCCUUUGCGAGACCCUCGACAUCCAUCUCCCAAGAUAAGGGAACGUAUCCCGGAGUCGAAUUGGGACCUGCCGCCGAAAUCCCUAUCUAGUACACUGCUUUCGGAAGAGAACAGCCAGAAUUGGCAUCCGAACAAGGUAUCGGAGAAUAUCAUGAAAUGUUUGAACUUCAUUUUUGUUAGGCUACUUAGAACGUCAAGAGCAAUGGAACUGGAGAAAUCAGGCCCUAUUACAAGGUUCAUGGGCACUCCCUUAAGCUCGAGAAGCUUUAGGGUAGAAGGUACUCUGAAUCCGAAGUUAAGCGUUGGGUCACAGAAGGAAUCAAGGCAACAAGACCCGUAUGGUAUCUUCGAUAUGGAAGAAUCUAUCCCAAGGGACAUUGGCCCUUACAAGAACCUGGUCAUAUUUGCUUCAAGCCCUAUGGACCCCAAAUGCAUUUCAAGUUCUGUUCCUUUACUUAAAAAGCUAAGGGUCCUGAUGAGCAAUCUCCAGAAGGUAGACCUGAGAUGGUUAACUUACCAGCAAAAAUUAGCAUUCUGGAUCAACAUGUACAAUGCCUGUAUCAUGCAUGGAUAUCUCCAAUACGGUGUGCCUAAUUCCCCAGAAAAGUUUUUGACACUGAUGAACAAGGCAACUCUCAACGUUGGAGGCAACACGAUAAGUGCUCAAGCAAUGGAGCACUAUAUUUUGAGGAAACCAGCACCUUCAAACACGAAAGAGAAGGGUGACAAGGAAGAUCAAGAAGCCAUUGUCCGCAAACUUUAUGAACUCCAGCUUAUGGAUCCAAAUGUCACAUUUGCUCUGAGCUGCGGAACUCGAUCUUCUCCAGCGGUGAGAAUAUACACGGCUGAUGGAGUUGCAGCUGAGCUGGAGAAAUCAAAACUGGAAUACCUGCAAGCCUCAAUAGCGGUGACCAACACAAAAAAGAUUGCACUCCCUGAGCUUCUGCUUCGGAACAUGUAUGAUUUUUCAGUUGAUAUGAACUCGUUGGUCCAGUGGGUUUGUCAGCAGUUGCCAACGUCUGGCUCACUGAGGAAAUCCAUGGUGGACUGCUUCAGGAGCCACAACAGCGGCAAGGUAUCCAUCACCGUCGAGAAAAUACCAUAUGACUUUGAAUUCCAGUAUCUGUUGUCCAUAUAAACAACAUUGUUCCCAUUUUUCCUUUGUUUUGCAUCAAAUAAAACAUGAAAUUUA
This is a messenger RNA of Hibiscus syriacus, 1887 nucleotides long. RefSeq lists its product as uncharacterized. Bases 88 to 1833 code for a protein of 581 amino acids. NCBI's taxonomy places the organism in Eukaryota, Viridiplantae, Streptophyta, Magnoliopsida, Malvales, Malvaceae. The record is from RefSeq and is a predicted model, not a curated record. The transcript is spliced from 10 exons.